Alternaria alternata is the source of this 1937-nucleotide messenger RNA. RefSeq lists its product as hypothetical. Gene Ontology annotation, molecular function: protein binding. The transcript has a single exon. Bases 86 to 1471 code for a protein of 461 amino acids. NCBI's taxonomy places the organism in Eukaryota, Fungi, Ascomycota, Dothideomycetes, Pleosporales, Pleosporaceae. The record is from RefSeq and is a predicted model, not a curated record.
CUCACCAGAAACUCUCAACCCCGCGACUCAACCCAUAGUGACGAAUCUCGAAGACCAAGUCAAGUACUUAUUCACGCCCUCUAUCAUGGCGAACCUUUCCAACCUCCCACCCGAACUCUUUCAGAUGGUUAUACACGAGCUUGUCAUCACUUCCAAAUCUCCUUCGGAUUCUUCGCACCCUUCUCCCCGCCCAAGAAUCGGUCAGCUUUGGAGAUUACGAGGCGUUUGUCGUAGCUUCGCUGCGGAAAUCGAACGCGAGGUCUUCUCUCAACAGCCAAGAGAGUUCUACCGCCACCGUAACGUUCGGCGCCUGGUCAGGGCGCACUUCUCGCGAUUCAUGUUGCAAGUUUCCCGGAAGCCAGGCAGUGUAAAUGAGAAAAUGUUUACACGGCUCCAACGUAUGGUUCAAUACAUUGCGAAACAGGUCGAGUAUGAAGACAAAGAGCAACGCAACGAAGUCAUGGACAAAACCUACAACGGCUUGAGUAAGAUCCUUCCGAUGGAUGAUGUAAUUCAUGCCUUGUGGUGUGAUAAUGUUGGGUGUCCGUACUGCCUCAAUUUCCUCGGUUCGAAGCUUCCCAAACGCCUUCCCUAUCACGAUAGGUUCUGCGCUGCCCUAGCCGCCGGCAAUCAUCGUCUUCUUUCCCAAAUUCUCCCAAAACUUGCUGGCUCACACAUAGAUCAGCUCAUCACUACGCAGCCUAUCUGGUUCGCAAUACAAAUGCGUGACUUGACAUCGCUCAACACCAUUCUCCGUUAUCUCGAGGCACAGCCCCCGUCAGCUCAAAUCUACCUUACGCGUACUUACGCAAGGUUCUCCAUCUCGAAGUGCAUUAGCAACACACUGUGGGAGAAAUAUCUUCCCGCAGCCCAGCUUCUGCUCGACUACUACGAGAAAAAUCUGCCGUGUCCUUCAAGCAAGACCUACAGCGGAUGGGUCGCCGAAGCAUCUGCAAAUUGCUCGCUCGAUCAGUUACAAGCCCUCAAGGCUGUCCUCCGCUUCAAUAGUGGUAGCACGAACUUGAUUGAACAUGACACACUUGCUGCUGUGUACGCCAAGGGUAACUCUGCAGCUAUUCAGGAGGUCCUCCAGCAUGUCGGAGAUAUCAACAAAGGAACAGUUAGGACAGCCCCUAUCUUCAUCGCUGUCCGAUCUGGACGUCCAAUCGCCAUACAGGCCUGUCUUCAGGCAGGCGCUGACGUCAACCUCUCCAUGCGGCCCAACAUGCGGGCGAUUGGCAGAACACACAUGACGCCUCUCGAAACCGCUGUCCAUCGACAUGACGUCUCGAUUGUGAGAACCCUUAUCGAAAAUGGCGCGACGAUUCCGCAUAUCUCAAAAUGGCCGACACAUGCUCGCACGUACCGCUUACUAUAUGAGGCUGCAUCAAAACUCACCGAUGUCGUACUCCCUGACCUGGAGCAUUUCAAAAGAUGUAACAAGAACGAUCUGAAGGCGUUGAAAUAUUAGAGAUUGCUAGAAUGUAGCACACCCUGGAAGAUGCGAUGUGGUGGCCUUGAGAAUCUAGAACAAGAGUCCCAGCGACUACCUAAGGUCCGUUUUUAAGGUAAGGUACAUAGUGAAUGCGGGCAGGAACUUAAGUAGAAAGCGUCAUCGAGGUAUUUACUGUGAAAGAAGCUGCAACAGUAGAUGCUAUGUUGAAAAUGUCCAUGUCCUACAAAUCUCGUUUAUACCAGAUCCAUUGUUCAACCAACAAAGAUUCGUCAGAUCUGUGCUGUAGCGCCUUAUGACUACGUACCUUCAUUCAUGUUUGCGAUUUGUUUGCGACAUUACCGCCAUACUUAGCUGCAGACUUCUGCCGUCCGUAGAAGAGCAACCGAGCCAGCAUUAGGAAAUCGGCAAUCGUUCAAAUCACCAGCGCUGCCACUUGUACUAUAGUAUGAAUACGACCUCUGCACACACAUGUGAAAAGAUC